Molecule: messenger RNA, 485 nt
Organism: Acaulospora colombiana
Lineage: Eukaryota; Fungi; Glomeromycota; Glomeromycetes; Diversisporales; Acaulosporaceae
Source: the annotation of a GenBank genome assembly
AGUUUCAAGAUUUAAUGGGAAUGGAAACUCAUUUUGACCCAAAGCAAAGAUUAUUUAUCCAGGAAAUGACCGGUGACGUAGAAUCAUGUCCUAGCGGUAAAUCUGAUCCUGGUGUGCCUGGCAGACAAGACUGUCUAAAACGCAGCUCCUAUCUCGUGAUAUUGGGUGAAAAGGAUUUUUCUAUAUGCAAGGAGCCAGUAAAGAUAUCCAAAAUAGCCGGGAGCGAGAGGUCACGAUCAUGGCUAAAAGCAAGCGGUAACCUAUUUGGACUCGUUUACGCUUGGCCAUCCACGGCACCAUACCUGCCUAAGGUCGGCACACUUAAAUUCGCUUUAGUAUUGCCCGGAGCGGCUUCUGAAGAUAGAAGACGUAAGUGGGGGCUAAGACUGGGACCUUGGGAUCACCCACCAAAGCUAAACAUGAAUGCGUUCAUAACCUGGAUCCUAGUAAAUAUUCCAAAAAUAAGCCCUCAUAUCAUUGAAAGG